This is a messenger RNA of Poecilia latipinna (sailfin molly), 1201 nucleotides long. Its product is annotated as ankyrin repeat and SOCS box protein 6-like. The record is from RefSeq and is a predicted model, not a curated record. Gene Ontology annotation, molecular function: protein binding. The transcript has 4 exons. Bases 97 to 1065 code for a protein of 322 amino acids. Lineage: Eukaryota; Metazoa; Chordata; Actinopteri; Cyprinodontiformes; Poeciliidae. Gene Ontology annotation, biological process: intracellular signal transduction.
AUCACUUUGAAGAUUAUUUUAUGUUUCUUCCUCUGUAUAGACCCUGUGUCAUACUACAAUCCUCUACAUAUAGCCGUUUUAAGGAACAGGCCAAACAUGGUGAGGCUGCUGGUUGGACAUGGAGCGGACAUUGAAAAGAGGGACAGGAUCCACGAGAGCAGUCCCUUGGACCUUGCGAGUGAAGAGUCAGAGAGACUGCCUUGCCUGAUCACAUUGCUGGACCUUGGUGCUGAUGUAAAUUCAAGGGACAAACAUGGGAAAACGCCUUUGCUCCACGCAUUAGCUAGCAGCGACGGGCUGACCGUGCACAACACAGAGAACAUCCGGCUUUUACUGGAGAGAGGGGCCGAUGUCAACGCUGCCACCGUAGACGGCGAAACGGUGGAGUCAUCCUUGGUUUUCCUGGUGAAGGAGGCUCUGGACGCCAGUGCGGAGGAUGCCGCCGAGAUCGGUAAAUUCUGCCUCAAGGCCACACAGCUCCUACUGUCCCACGGCGUGGACCCCAGCUGCUGCCUGAAUGAGGACGGCGAGGCCUCGCUGACGCAGACGAGCCUGGAGCACUUCGACUUGCUCUUUCCUCUGGCCGUGCUCCUGAUCCAGAGCGGAGCCUCUCUGGUCUGCUCCCACCACAGUUCCUCCUGUUGGUCGGGUUACAGCCUGCUCUUCCAGAGGCUCCAAACCGCCCUGCUGCGCUGCACCGAUCAGAGUCACGCCGCUGAGCUCCUGGAACAAGCGGAGAUGUUGCUGGACUUGGCAAGGGUAAACGUCCCAACGCUGAAUCUGCCUUUGAGGCCGGAGCUCCCUGUGGCCAACCUGGACUCUCACCCGUACGCUCAGGCUCUAAUAGGUCUACACAAUCGUGUAGUGGAGCGUGAAGGAAGCCCCCCGCCUCUACGUUGCCUUUCUAGGUCAUUCAUAAGGAGCUACCUACAGCCCUGGCCGCUGGUGGACAGAGUAAAAGCAUUGCCUUUACCAGACAGACUGAAAGACUUUCUGCUUCCGGAACUCACCUACACCCCAAAGGCUGGCUGGGCCUGCUUCAAACCCCAACACACUCAGGGUUAAUAGAAACUAAUUAGCCUGAAAUGAAAUUGUAAAUUUAGCUGUUGUAUUUGCAAAUUGAACAAAAAGUGACAAAACCUUAAUGCCUUUUUUGUUCUGAAUUAUUUUUCUUUCCCCUACCACCCACCCUUUUUUUUUU